AUGCCAUUUAUAGGGAUAUGUGGUGAUAUUUGUUCUGGAAAACAGACUAUUGCCAAUUAUCUAGUAGAAAAAAUGAAUUUUUCUAUUUUAAAAUUGCAAAAUAAAAAUAAUGAUAGCUUCAAAUUAAGUAGUUUCAGUCCUUUAUCUAAUAACUCUAAGUGCCUAUGUAAAGAAGAAGGAAAGACAUUUGAGAAUGCAAUUCAAAUGCUUAAUUAUGUGACUAGUCAUUGGAGAGAAAGAUUUGUAACUAUAGAUAUUUUUACUGAAGAAGUAUUAAAUAUAUUUACUAAAAGGCCUUUUUUCUUAUUUAUCAGUGUAAGCUCUCCAAUAAUGCUUAGGUGGGACCGCUAUAAGAAAUGCUAUAAAUAUCGGAAUUCACAUUUACUUACUUUGGAACAAUUCAUUCAGCAAUCAGAUGAUUUCUUUUUCAAUUCAGAGCGUGGAAUAGUUCAUUUAUUUAAUAAGGCUCAAAUAAAAAUUAUAAAUAAUUAUAAUUCUAUACCUGAGUUUUAUAAAGUUCUUCAUCGCAUUGAUUUAAUUAAUGAAAAUCGGUUUCGUCCUUCUUGGGAUUCAUAUUUCAUGUAUUUAGCAUCUUUAGCAGCUCUUAGAAGUAAUUGUAUGAAGAGGAGAGUUGGCUGUGUUCUUGUCCGAAAUAAACGGGUUAUAAGUACAGGGUAUAAUGGGACACCUAGAGGAUUUAUCAAUUGUAAUCAGGGCGGAUGUAAAAGGUGUAAUGAAGACGGAGGAAGUGGGCAAGAUCUUGAGACAUGUUUAUGUCUUCAUGCUGAAGAAAAUGCAUUACUAGAGGCAGGAAAGGAAAGAAUAGCCAAUGAUUCUGUGCUUUAUUGUAAUACUUGUCCAUGUUUAACAUGUUCGAUUAAAAUAACGCAACUGGGAGUUCGUGAGGUGAUAUUUAAUUGUUCUUAUUCAAUGGAUAAUCAAUCAUCAAAAAUAUUUUCUCAGUCUGGAGUUAUUUUACGUCAGCAUAUUGUAUCUCAAGAAAUAACGUUUUUUUAA
Pneumocystis murina B123 is the source of this 1017-nucleotide messenger RNA. RefSeq lists its product as hypothetical. Lineage: Eukaryota; Fungi; Ascomycota; Pneumocystomycetes; Pneumocystales; Pneumocystaceae. The record is from RefSeq and is a predicted model, not a curated record. Gene Ontology annotation, molecular function: hydrolase activity; zinc ion binding. The transcript is spliced from 6 exons. The coding region runs from base 1 to 1017 and encodes 338 amino acids.